This is a messenger RNA of Ixodes scapularis (black-legged tick), 2598 nucleotides long. RefSeq names its product ionotropic receptor 25a. The record is from RefSeq and is a predicted model, not a curated record. Gene Ontology annotation, cellular component: postsynaptic membrane; plasma membrane. The transcript is spliced from 16 exons. Gene Ontology annotation, molecular function: glutamate-gated receptor activity; transmitter-gated monoatomic ion channel activity involved in regulation of postsynaptic membrane potential. Lineage: Eukaryota; Metazoa; Arthropoda; Arachnida; Ixodida; Ixodidae. Bases 1 to 2598 code for a protein of 865 amino acids. Gene Ontology annotation, biological process: modulation of chemical synaptic transmission; monoatomic ion transport; synaptic transmission, glutamatergic.
AUGGCAGUGGUGGUCGUGGAGAAAGGAAACGCCAUCGCCAAGGUGGUGAUCCCGGACACGCUGAAGAAGAUCAGCGACGUCAGUGUCACCUAUGACCUGGUUGAGCUGGACGAGGAGGUAACCACCGAACAGGUGUGUUCCAAGAUCUUUGCUUCUGGCACGCCACCGCACCUGAUGAUCGACGCGGUGCGGACUCCUGGCAGCAGCAUCGACAAGCUGUCAACGGCCGUGCGCGAAACGGCGCGCAGGAUGCUCUUGCCCACGUUGAGCCUGACCUACGGCUGGCAUAACGACUACGCCCUCAGUGGCUGGAACAAGCUGUCGCCACUCGAGCAGCAGCUGCUCGUUCACGUGACGCCACCGGGGGACGCGUACACGCAGAUCAUCCGCUCCCUCUGCAAGGACAUGGAGCUAGGAACGGCCGGUAUCCUGUACGACAAGACUGUCAUCAUCGAUCACAAGUACGCCAGGCUACUGGAGAACGUCCCAACUCGGCACAUCAUGAGAGAAGUUGGCGACUCCUUCGAGGACUUCGAAAAGAAGGCGAAACUUGUCCACUCGACCGACGUAGCCAACUUCUUUGUCGUCGGCUCAGGUGCCACCCUCAGCAACGCCCUCAGACUCGCUCACGUCAAUAAGUGGAAUAAUUGGCAGUUUGCCUGGUUCCUCAUAACAAAGGACACAUUUGUUGCCAAAUGCGAGGAGUGCAUGAAUGUAACGGCUCUGGUGGCAACUCCGGAGAUUACCGACCCUGCACUGGAGACCCCGGCCCACAAGGACCGAGAGAACUACCCGUUUUCGUCCCGGCUGGACGUGGCGUUCUACAUCGACACGACGAAGAUGGCCGUCAAGGCGAUGAACGAGGAAAGGAAGGCUAGCCGAAUGCCGCCUGUCCUCGAGUUCCAGACUUGUUCUAACACGACCAUUCCGACGUCUUUCAUGGAGAAGCGUAAGGACAUCCAACUGGAGACCACCAUAAAAGAAAUGGCCUACGAAGGACCCUACGGGAAAUACGUGUUUACAGGCACCUCAAGUGGCUACCAGAAAAUAAAAAUGACCUUGAAAAAAGAGUCUGCAUCGAGGACUCCAUUUUCCCAGGUUUCCGAAUGGACAGACGAUGGAGACGGAAUGGGCACUCUCAGCGAAGCCGACAAGCUGAAACCUUUUGCCGCAGUGACUGUGUUUCGAAUCACGACUAUUGUGCAACCACCGUUUAUCGUGCGCAAAAACGCCAGCAACGGUGAGAACCAGUUCGAAGGCUACUGCAUCGACUUGAUUAACGCCAUCAAGGAGAUCCUUAAAUUCGAGUAUGUCAUCACUGAAGUGAAGGAUAAGAUGUUCGGGUCCAUUGACAAAAACACCAAACAGUGGAACGGGAUGAUCAGAGAACUCGUCGACAAGAACGCCGACAUCGCCCUGGGUCCCAUCUCAGUGAUGGCCGAGCGAGAAACGGUUGUGGACUUUACGGUGCCCUACUACGACCUCGUCGGCAUCUCCAUCCUCAUGAAGAAACCGGAAGUCAAGUCCUCCCUUUUCAAAUUCCUCACUGUGCUCGAGGGCAGUGUGUGGGGCUGCAUCCUCGCCGCAUACUUCUUCACAAGUUUCCUCAUGUACCUGUUCGACAGACUGAGUCCGUACAGCUACCGCAACAACAAAGAGAAGUACAAGGACGACGAGGAAAAGCGGGACUUCAACCUCAAAGAAUGCCUCUGGUUCUGCAUGACGUCACUUACCCCACAGGGCGGUGGCGAGGCACCUCGCAACUUGUCUGGGCGUCUGGUAGCUGCUACCUGGUGGCUCUUUGGCUUUAUCAUCAUCGCCUCUUACACGGCCAACUUGGCCGCCUUCUUGACCGUAUCCCGUCUGGACUCGCCCAUCGAGUCUCUGGACGACCUGGCAAAGCAAUACAAGAUCAAGUACGCUCCCCAGAAGGACACGUCCUCUAUGACCUACUUCGAACGAAUGGCCUACAUCGAGGAAAAGUUCUACGACAUCUGGAAGAACAUGUCGCUGGAUGACACUCUGAGCGACGAGGACCGGGCCAAACUGGCCGUCUGGGACUACCCGGUUAGCGACAAAUACACCAAGAUCUGGUGGACCAUGAAAGAAGCCAUGAUGCCUGAGGAAUUCGACGAAGGGGUCAGGAGAGUCAAGGCAUCCAAAGGCUCUCAGGAGGGUUUCGCCUUCAUCGCGGACUCAACCCAGGUGAAGUAUGCCACAAUGACCAACUGCGACCUCGUGUCGGUGGGCAGCGAGUUCAGCCGGAAGCCGCUAGCCCUCGCAGUUCAGCAGAACUCGCCCCUCAAGGACCAACUGUCCAGCGCAAUCCUCAAGUUACUGAACCAACGUCGUCUGGAGGGCCUUAAAGAGACGUGGUGGAACAAGAACCCAGCGAGGGUGACCUGCGAUGACAGCGAACGCCAGAGCGAUGGCAUCAGCAUCAGAAACAUCGGCGGCGUAUUCAUCGUGAUUUUUAUUGGCGUCGUGAUGGCUUGCAUCACGCUAGCCAUCGAGUAUUGCUACUACAAAAACCGGAAACCCAACGCCAAGGUCGUGGCAGUUAAGGAGUACCCUGGAAAGGAAUCCAUCAAGCAUUGA